Molecule: messenger RNA, 420 nt
Organism: Batrachochytrium dendrobatidis JAM81
Lineage: Eukaryota; Fungi; Chytridiomycota; Chytridiomycetes; Rhizophydiales
Exons: 1
Molecular function (GO): phosphatase activity
Source: RefSeq, a predicted model, not a curated record
AUGACCAAGUCACAACCCUCGCUUUCUUCAUAUGCUUGUCGUCCUUGCACUCCUUUGCCUUCCAUAUAUCCAACUUAUCGGUUUGGUACUGUCGAGGAAGACCUCUUUAGAGGCGGUUAUCCAAAAGACCGAAACCAUCGAUUUCUAGCCAGACUUGGACUCAAGACCAUCGUAUCCCUCACUCCUGAACCACUAUCUGAACCUUCCAUACUCAAGUUUGCUGCAUCAAACAACAUCACUUUGGUUCAUAUUCGAGUCGAUAGACCCAAAGAAAACAUUCCCUUGUCCUUUCCAAAGGUUGCUCAGAUCCUGCCUGUCCUUAUUGAUUCAUGCUCGUAUCCUCUGUAUGUACAUUGUCUGGAUGGGUCUUUGGUAACCACUCUAGUGAUCAUGUGUCUACGCAAACUACAGUGUUGGAGU